ACUCCUGAUUCAGUUUCAAACUAAAAGCAGAAGAAGGAGGACUGGAGGUCUGCCUUGUGUGGCUUCUUCUUCUCCUCCUCUGUUUCUGCAGGAUCUAAUUGAGACCAGAUGGUCUCUGUGCCAGACUCCACCGCCCGUGCGCUUGUUUUUAAACUUCUCUCCGACGUCACCAAACUUCCUCCGCUUCUCAUCACAUUUUAACUCUCCACUUUGACUUUCUGAGCGGAGUUGCAGUCCAGUUUAAUGGAUCUGUCGUCCCGGUAACGGUGCCGUUAGGAUUCCAGUGUGACUUUGAGUCUCCAGCUGACUGGGUGUCUGUGUUUUUGGGAAGCUGCUGCGGACUUUGGAUCGAGCCUAGGAUCAGCAGCAGGAUAAUUAGAGGAAUCAUAUGAUCUGAGUGAGAUGCAGUUCGGCUGCCCUGGAGCGAACUUCGCCGUGUCACCGCGCCUGUUUACGGCUCUUGUGCUUCUGUUUGGCUCCAUCCGCUGCGGACCAAGCGUCCGCCUCAAGAAUCCGUGUUUUUAACUUUCAGCCGUUCUCAAGGAAAGUUGUUUGGACUUAAAACAUGAGUUAACACUUGUUUCAGACUUUUCUGGAUCCAGUAGUGAAUUCGGCGUAAAUAUAAUCUACCUCAAGAAUUAGUGUGUUUUUAAAUUUCAACCGUUUUCAAUCAAAGUGUAUUGGACUUAAAAUCAUGAGUAAAUACUUUCAGAGUCUUAAUGAUCCAGUAUUAACUUCGGCAUGAAUAUAAUCGACUAGAAGGUUGUUUGUUCAAAUAAAACACUCUGUAACAGUCCCGUCGUCAGUGGAGAUGAAUCCGCUGAGCACAGAGCGUCCGCAUCUUAAAAUGUGCAUUUUUAAAUUUGAUUCGGUCUUUGUGAAAGUUGUUUGAACUUUAAAAAAUGAGUUAAUACUUUAACUUAAGGAUUCGGAUCCACUAGUGAAUUCGGCUUGAAUAUAAUACUUUAGAAAGCUUUUUAUUCUAAUAAAACACACUUUUUAACAGUCCUGCCGUCAGUUAUAUCCGCAUCCGCCUCAAAUAUCAGUGCGUUUUUAAAUUAGAUUCAUUCUUGGUGAAAGUGGUUUGGACGUCAACCAUGAGUUAAUACUUUUUUCAGACUCUUAUGGACCUACUGGUGAAUUCGGCUGUAUUUUAAUCCAUCAGAAGGCUUUUUAUUUAAAAAAAAAACACUUUUUAACAGCCCUGCCGACAGUGAGAUCCGCGUCCGCCUAAAGAAUCAGCGCGUUUUAAAAUUAGAUUCAUUCUUGGUGAAAGUGGUUUGGACGUAAAACAUGACUCCAUACUUUUUCAGACUCUGAUGGAUCCACUAGUGAAAUCGGCUUGAAUAUAAUCCAUCAGAACGCUCUUUCCCCCCAAUAAAAGCCUCUUUAUGUACGGACUAAAGCCAGCAGCCUUCAGUGCGGAGAGGAUGAGGACGUGAAGGGUCUUCCUCCCAUGCGGUGCCUCCUGGCUUCAGGCUGCGGGAUGCUGCUCCGCCGCCGGUGCUGCUCCGGUCCGCUGCUGCUGCUGCUCGGGGUGGGGGUGUGUCUCUUCUACCAGACCCUGAUGGUGGCACGGAACCGGCUCCGGUCCGGACACAACCAACCCGCCUCCGAUAUCUGCAGCAGAGAGCCCGAGGAUGUCCUGAUGGGGGACACCAGGAGGCUCAUUUCUGCCCUGGAGAGAGACACACAGAUGCAGGCCCGGUCCCAGCGCCCCCCCCGGCGCCGGGCCGUGGUUCUGACGGGUCGACAGCCGGUCUCGGACCCAGAGGUGCAGCUGUACCAGCAGGUCCUGCAGCAGAUGGACUACAACAUCCAGCUGUCCCGAUACGCCGAGACCAGCAGCUCCCUCCGGACUAACCACGGUGUGAGUGGGUGGAGCCUGCUGCUGUGUCUCAGCAGUGCGGAGAGAAGCUGUCUGAGGAGAGUCUCCUUCUCGCGGCUGCAGCGUCAUCAGACGGUGAACAUGUUGCCCGCGGUGAUGGAGGCGUUCUCUGACGCAGGUGGAGGUCUCUGUCACUUCCUCACUCAGUCUGAACGGACAGCAUCUGAAUUACCCAUGAGCCCACACGCCUGUGGACCGACCAAUCAGAAGCUGCGGCUUCCUGAGGGAGCAGACAGCCGCUCGCCUGUUGGUACCCCGCCACCCGCUCUGGUUGCCAUGGUGAAUGUUUACGUCCUGGUGACGUCGGUGAAGCCGCUGACUUCCUUCCUGCACGACAUCACCGUCGUGACGACCAAUCAGGAGCGGCGGGGACGGCCCACAAAGCUCAGGAACUUCCUGCUGCAGCAGUUUGGACCAAACGCUUCCCAUGAUGCGUUGGGGCAGACGAAGAAGGUGAUCGGGGAAGUUCUGCAGGCCGCCGUGUCGACCAAUCAGAAGCAACAACCUUUCAGCAGGUGUGUGUUGUGUUUCCAGCUCUUGACGUUCUCUCUGCUCUUCAGCGGCUCCAUCACACCGCUCAUCGUCCAGGUGGAAACUGAGCUGACGUUUUCUUCUCUGAGCGGUGACACGUUUGACAGACAGAUCACCAAAGACGGGAUCCUGGAGGACACGCUGCACUUCCUGUUCCUGUCUGAGACGCAGACAGAACGGAGACAGUACGGUGGCUGUAGAGGGACACACGGCGUCUGUUUGUCAGAAGACGAGUUUCUUCUCCUGCGUCAGUUUCAGCAGCAGAUGAAGACGCCUUCAGCUUUUCAACUGCUGUUUCCCAGCAUCAACUCUUCCUCCUCUUCCUCCUCCUCUUCCUCCUCCUCUUCCUCUUCCUCCUCCUCUUCCUCCUCUUCCUCCUCCUCCGGUCCUCUCAGCGUCUCAGAUCUUCAGAUCAGGAUCGGCCGUCACUACGAGCUCCAGAGGAACAGAACUGAUAAGACAGACGAACGGACCAAUCAGGAGUCAGCGAUGUCUUCCUCACAUGACGGGUCUGAAGAUCGAGGUGCGUGUGUGGACCCCCACCUCAGACAGAUCUACACCGACCCCCCCCUCACUCUCACCCCCCCCUUCAGCCCCUCGGUGAAGGAGUAUCGGGCCGAGGUCACCUUCGACACCGUGACGGUUCGAAUCCUGCCGCAGCCAAUCAGCGCCGCCUGCCGAGUUCACUUGGACGAACACCGAGGCCCCAGGAUGGCGAACUACCCGGUCGGCCUCGGCAACAGUCGGAUCAGCAUCCUGGUGACGGACGACUCCCAAAAGGAGCCCGUCGUCAUGACGAUCUACACCGUGCAUGUGUACCGCGAGAGCCGACCCAGCCUGCCCAUGUUUGGGGAUCAUGUGAUGUGCAGCUUCGUGCAGGACUGUGGUCUGCUGGUUCAGCCCGGUCGGUCCUGUGGUCUCCAGCCUUUCAUCCAGACUCAGAGUCCACUUCAGACCUGCACAUCUGGACACCAUCCAGGUCGGUGGGUGGUCCCGUGUCUCAGCUGUUCCGACAACAGGACGUGUGAUUGGAGGGAGGUUGCCUGGCAACCAGACGGCUGUUACCACCCGCUAGUGGACCGCCGCCGGCUGCAGGACUGUCUGACCGACAGGAAGGUUUUGUUCAUCGGGGACUCGACCAACCGAGGGAUGAUGUACUUCCUGAUGGAGCGGGUGAACUCCAGCCUGGAGGUCUGGGGGAAGGCCCACGACACGCUGGUCUACGGGAACCUGAACGCCCGCCGCACGCUGGUCAGCUACUCUUACUAUCCUCAGUUCUGGUUGGAGAAGAGCCGGAGACCGAGCUUCAGACAGGCCCUGCUGCAGCUCAUCCACAGGUCCCGGCCUCUGGGGAACUCUAACCGGACGGUUCUGGUUCUGGGAGGAGUCCAGUGGCUCAACACGGACCACCUGAGGACCGUCAGAGACGUGCUGGACAGAGAGUCUCUCGGGGAGAUCGUGGUGGUGGUGAAGUCUCUGGGGAUGGGCUUCCAUCUUCCUGUAGACGGGAUCCGAUCGCUCACUCUGAAAGAGAUCCAGGACCUCGACAGACAGAACCGUGACAUCAUCGCGAGAAAGACAUGGAUACGAGACAAUUUUUGGUCCAACGCUCCGUCCUCGACUAACCGGACCUCACCAGAGCUCAGCAGCCAAUCAGAUGCGCGGGACACAGCCCAGGAGGCGGGGCCUAAAGCCUCGGCCUAUCACGUGAGAGGAGCAGUAAACCAGGUGUACUCAGAGAUCCUGCUGAGCCGCCUGUGUCCCAAAGACACCUCUCAGAGCUGA
This is a messenger RNA of Perca fluviatilis (European perch), 4204 nucleotides long. It is a transcript of the gene cped1, whose product is annotated as cadherin-like and PC-esterase domain containing 1. The record is from RefSeq and is a predicted model, not a curated record. The transcript has 21 exons. Lineage: Eukaryota; Metazoa; Chordata; Actinopteri; Perciformes; Percidae. Bases 1457 to 4204 code for a protein of 915 amino acids.